Priceomyces carsonii is the source of this 744-nucleotide messenger RNA. Its product is annotated as putative phosphoric monoester hydrolase. Lineage: Eukaryota; Fungi; Ascomycota; Pichiomycetes; Serinales; Debaryomycetaceae. Gene Ontology annotation, molecular function: phosphatase activity. The transcript has a single exon. Bases 1 to 744 code for a protein of 247 amino acids. The record is from RefSeq and is a predicted model, not a curated record.
AUGAGCACUCCACCUGCGAUUGUAUUUACCGACUGGGAUGGUACUGUUACGUUGCAGGAUUCAAAUGACUACCUCACAGAGAAUCUCGGCUUUGGAAGGAAAAGAAGAUUGGAGGUAAACGAUGAUAUCUUAGAUGGCAAAAUGACCUUCAGAGAGGGCUUUGUUGAAAUGCUAGAUUCAAUUAAUACUCCAUUCCCCGAAUGUAUUGAUUUCUUAUUGAAGAAUAUCAAGCUAGACCCUGGCUUCAAGGAAUUUUAUCAUUGGUGUGAGAAGAAGAACAUACCUGUCGUUGUUGUCAGCUCAGGAAUGAAGCCAAUAAUAUUCGCUUUAUUGAGCAAGCUUGUUGGUGAUGAAGCCGUAUCAAAUAUUGAGAUUAUCAGCAAUAGUGUUGAAGUCGACGAGGCCACAGGGAAAUGGAAGAUAGUCUAUAAACACCCAGAAUCUGGCUUCGGUCACGAUAAAUCUAAGUCUAUUAAAGAUUACCUCGUCAGAAAUGGGUAUGAUGUUACAACUGCGCCGUUAUUGUUUUACUGUGGUGAUGGCGUCUCUGAUUUGUCGGCUGCAAAGGAGACUAAUUUGUUAUUUGCAAAGCACGGGAAGGAUUUGAUAAAGUAUUGUAAUAGGGAGAAUAUACCUUACACUGAGUUUGAGAGCUUUAUCGAUAUUCUGAACAAAACUCAACAAAUCGUUAGCGGUAACAAAGAAAUAAGUGAUUUUGUUGAAAACGAUAACACUACUGCUUAA